This is a messenger RNA of Erigeron canadensis, 609 nucleotides long. RefSeq names its product 40S ribosomal protein S9-2-like. Gene Ontology annotation, cellular component: cytosolic small ribosomal subunit. The transcript has 5 exons. Gene Ontology annotation, molecular function: structural constituent of ribosome; rRNA binding. Gene Ontology annotation, biological process: positive regulation of translational fidelity; translation. Lineage: Eukaryota; Viridiplantae; Streptophyta; Magnoliopsida; Asterales; Asteraceae. Bases 1 to 609 code for a protein of 202 amino acids. The record is from RefSeq and is a predicted model, not a curated record.
AUGGUUCACGUCAACUUCUACCACAACUAUGGUAAGACAUUUAAGAAGCCACGUUGUCCUUAUGAGAAGGAACGUUUGGAUGGUGAGUUGAAACCUAUUGGAGAGUAUGGUCUUCGAGGCAAAAGGGAGCUAUGGAGGAUUCAGUAUUUUCUUAGCCGCGUUCGUAAUGCUGCAAGAAUGCUUUUGACCCUUGAUAAGAAGGACCCCCGUAGGAUCUUUGAAGGAGAAGCACUUAUGAGGAGAAUGAAACGAUAUGGUCUUUUGGAUGAAAGUCAGAACAAACUUGAUUAUGUCCUGGCCCUUAAUGUUGAAAACUUUUUGGAACGUCGUCUUCAGACACUUGUUUUUAAAACUGCUAUGGCCAACUCUAUUCACCAUGCCCGUGUUCUCAUCAAGUACUUUUUUAAUUCAGAAUCUUUUUGCUUAGUUGGAAGGCAGGUGGUCAAUGUGCCAUCCUUCAUGGUGAGGGUGGACAGCAAAAAACAUAUCGAUUUCUCACUCACUAGUCCAUUUGGUGGUGGUUGUCCUGGAAGAGUGAAACGAAAGAACCAAAAGACAGUUGCAAAGAAGGCUGCUGGCGGGGAUGCUGAAGACGACAAUGAAGAAUGA